This is a messenger RNA of Nilaparvata lugens (brown planthopper), 1737 nucleotides long. RefSeq names its product vacuolar protein sorting-associated protein 13D-like. Gene Ontology annotation, biological process: mitochondrion organization; protein targeting to vacuole; protein retention in Golgi apparatus. The record is from RefSeq and is a predicted model, not a curated record. The transcript has 3 exons. Gene Ontology annotation, cellular component: extrinsic component of membrane. Lineage: Eukaryota; Metazoa; Arthropoda; Insecta; Hemiptera; Delphacidae. The coding region runs from base 1053 to 1598 and encodes 181 amino acids.
CUAUUUUGAGCUAGUGUUAGUAUUUCUUUCUGGGACAGGCACAUCCCAAUUAAAUUCAGUGUUGAGAAAGGAAUUAUUGUGAUCGUUGUGAGAGAUGAGGUCAUUUGCGCUGUUGUACUGGAGUCCACUGUUCCUGAGUCAUUGGUGGCGGAGAUCUUCAUUGGUUGCGCUGUAGCAAGCGAUUCCCGUCAUCAGCUGACUGACCUACAACUGACAGAUCUGGCUGCCGUUCCAGCUGAUGAUGAAAUGCCUGGGCACUACCAUCCGUUGCAUCCCCCCCGAACACCACCAUAUCAACAUCCAGGAGCUGUUCCAGGAUCCAGGUUCAGGCGCGGAUUAUGAUGUCAACCACAGAUAAGAGUGUCAAGUGUCCAGUUUUUAGUGUGAAAGAGAAUAAUUCGGUGUGAAUGAAGAUUAAUCUUUCAGUGAAUUCGUCAUUUUUAGGGGAGGGGGUAAUGUAAUAUUGUGAAUAUUGAGAGGUUUGAAUUAUUGUAGUUUUUUGUACCUUUCUUUCAGGUUGUUGAACUGAUCAAAAUUGAAAUAAAUUUUUCCAAUAUGAACUCUAGUGAACCUUGUUUUCGAUUUUUGAAAAUUUUUUUCAUGCACAAAGUAAGCACCUAAAUUUUGUGUUGCCAUAGAAGAUUUGCUAACUUGCUUCUUAUCCAUCCAAAUUAUUGCAGUCUUCUAGCAUUUCAAUACUACUAGCUUGGAUUUCGUAAUGAAAUUAAUGCGAACGUAUUUAGGAAUGUAUUUGAACCGUGCGACCCCACGACGUUCCAACCAGAUUUUAGGCCGGGCGCUCCACGUGUUUUCUUGAAAAUUGGGAAAUUUUAGUGGAAGAGCAGCAGUUCUAAUCGAGUCGUCACCGCGAGAAGAUGUAGUCAUACAGCUUGUCUCGGCCUCCAAACUAGGCUUCGGCCUAUUUAGAAGGAAAAUAUUAUUAUUUUUAUUUUGUAUAAUUUGAAAGCAUGUAGUUUGAAAAAUAGUACCGUACUUAAAAUGUAGAAUUUAGUGAUUGUGAGUGCCGAUUUAUUUGUCAAAUUUCCGAUUGCAUGAAACAAUACGGGCAGAUGGUGGGCUGCAUGAAAGGUCUGGAUCGGAUUGAGCGGAACCGACGCUACCGCAAGCUGAGGCCAGCCGCGUCGGUGACCGACGCCCCGCGCCAAUGGUGGCACUACGCGGUCGCUUGUCUGCUGUGCGACUCGGGCGCAGGCGCCGUGCGCAUGGAGCGUGCAGGUGCCGCGCGUCUGGAAGGCAUGCUGCAGCGCGCACGCGACAACGUGCAGUAUGUGCGCAUCUACGGUCAGCUGUUAGCUGCCGGUGACGUCACUGCGCUUGUUCCCGCCGACAAAGCGUUCAAGGACGCUGUCGAGUGGGAGAGGGGAUUCGAUGAGUUGAGAGUGUUGAGGGAGAUCGCAAUGACUCGUAUCCGGCCUCCCAGUACCGCUAAGCCUUCACCGCCCCCAGAUGGAGGCGUCAAACCGCCCCCGGAGGCAGAAACCGCCAACAACCAACAGCAACAGGGGCGGAGCGUGCUAGUCAGCUGGUUCCCACAGUGGUGGGGAUGGCAAUGUGUUAAAUUGUCAAUUUCUGACUAGCUUAUUGAUUGUAGCCUAUAAUAUUCUCAAACUGGCUUAUAUUUGAAUUAUCAGUGACUAAAUAAAAUUCAGCAAUUAAGGCCCAUAAAAUCUCUAAAAUAUAGUUUCAACAAUAAUAAAAAUUUAUAAAAUCAUAAAA